AUGGCCGAAGCUGGUCCUGCAGAUUCAGAAACCGUUGACGAUCCUGAAACUGUUUUGCAACCAGAUCUCGACAAGAUCGUUGCACUCGGAGAAAGGAAACUUGAUAACGUUCUUUCUCUUGUGAGUACCUUAGAGCCUGUUUCAGAUGAAGAGCAUUCAAAGGAACAACAUGCUUCAUCAGAUUUGAAAAAACUUAUAAAGAACCUUAUGAGGGAAGCUCAUUCAGAAUAUAGUGAGGCGGAUCUCAAACUGUUGAAGGUCAAAGCACAUGAAGUUAGAACAGUGACAACAUCUGUAGCUUUCAGACAGAUCAGGUCUUUACAGAGUAUAAUGGACUCUACUUUCUGCAGAAGAAUUGAAGGGAAUGAAAAUGCAGAUUCAGCAGCUAAACUAGCAUGCACUAUUACCCCAACAAUUUCAUAUCCCCCUGUAUCAGACUGGAUAGCAUCUGUCAAAUCUCUAAUAUAUCAAAAUUGGCAAACUGAUUGGUCUUCCGUACCAAUAUCAAGUAAGCUGAAAAAUAUAUCUGAGGGAUACCCAUGGGUAUCAUCAUCUCAAAAGAAUCCUGAGACUUGUUCUACUGGAGAAAAGUGUGCAUUUGACACUAGAAAAAAAGUGUUACUUGAAUAUUUAACAUUGCAAUGUUUUAAUUGGUUAUGGAAUAAACACAAUUCUAAGGUCAAGUUGGGCUAUUUCAGGUAUUUCCAUAUUACCAGGGAAGAUGAAACGUUAUAUCACACAACAGGAGAGAUCCAUCCACGUGUAGUGGAUCAGGUCAUGCGCAAAGCAUUAUAUGUUGACAUCUUUAGUCCAGGAGUACGUCCUUCAUGUAAGGAAUUUUUGAAAGGCAAUUGCAUCUUGCCUACGUGUAGAUUUCGCCACCUGGACCGUCGUGAAUAUGAAGAUGAAAUUUUCCGCUCACUGCAAGAAGAGUUCCAGGUAGUAUUUGGCCUUCCAGAGAAACGUGAAAUCUCGCCUCAAAGUGACAGCUAUAAACGUAAUCAGUAUCAGAGCUCGGCUUGGUAUGAUAGACCUGCUUAUGAUGCUCAAGACAGUCUGCCACCAGGCGAUUUACGAACCACAGUUUUAGGACAAGGUGGUGGCUUUGAGCCUGAUAAUAAACGAAGGCGUCAUUAUUCUGACGAGAGGUCAUAUCAGUAUCCCAACAGUUACCGAACGAACGAUUUGCAAAGACCAUGGGAUGAGAGGGUUGAUUAUGAUAGGAGGGCCCUAGCUAAUACCAAUUACUCUGUAGAGAUGGAAAGAAUGAUGCAAGAAAUCAGUCAUCUUAGGAAUGAUAAAAUUGAAAUAACUAGAAGUAUGGAUCAGCAGAUCUUGGCUCUCAGAGAUGAAAUAGCUCUUAUGACCCGAGAGAAUGAAAAUUUGCAUCAGGAUAACGUUUUCCUUCGGAAUUCAGUUAAUGAUGUAGAAGUUUCAAACAAGGCUGCUGUGGACAGCUUGAUGAUGACCAACGACAAUCUUGUAGAGGAUAACAAGCAGCUCAAAAUAGCGCUGAAAAAUGCUGAAAGUGAAGUCGCUGAUGCUAGGAAGAUGUUAGGAAAAAAGAUUGAUGACUUGGAAAAAGAAAAGAAGGACCUGAAUAAUGCUCUUCGUAAUGCUAAGGAUGCUGAACAAAAACUGAAGGAUGAAUUUCACAGGAUUAAGAUUGAGAAGGAAGCUUUACAAAAGAUAAGAGACAAUUUGAAAGCUGAAUUAGAGAGGGUCAAUCAUCAGCUUUCAAUGAAUACGACUAACCAAAAUAUAGCAAGGAAGGAACAGGAUCAAGUGUCAUAUCUGAGAGAGGACCCCAAAGACGACAGCUGUAGUUCAAGAAGACUUAAUUCUGGUAUGAGGGGUUUGAAUAAAGCAGAAAAGUCAGCUUGGUCAAAUAACACCCCGGCAAGCCAGCACGAAAAGAGCGAUAGACAGGUGAGGCCUGAUUGGCAAGAAAGGUCAUGGCCAGAUACACUGAAAAACAGUGAUAGAAGAGAUGACUUUACCUCAGAAAUUGCAGGUUAUAAACAAGAAGGCCCUUGGAAAUCUGAGGCAUCUGAGAAAACUGGCUCUGUACAGUCACAAAGCCUCCUGGGUGAAUUUCCCCAACCUUCAAGUCUCCUUGGGCAGUAUCCUCCAUCAGUAGGGAAAGAUGUUAUCCAAGCACUUUCAGAAUUUGGUGCCAACAAAAGCCAAAAUAGUCAGCCAACAAAGAUGGUACAAAGUAAAGUAUCAGGUGGACAGCAAGUUGAUUUGGGGCUAAGCCAAAAUCAUGAAGGGCAUAGGGCUGAAUUUGGACCAGUUUCAGGCCAGAAUGGACAGCGGCAAGAGUAUAUUGGUAACCAAGGCCAACGACCAGAUUAUGGGCCAAGCCAACGGUCUGAAUUUGGAGGAGGGCAACGACCUGAUUAUGGCUCAGGACAGCGCUCUGAUUAUAGGCCAAAUUUUGGCCCUGAUAAACGAUCAGAUUUUGGACCUAACCAAGGGCCCGGGGGGCGAUUUGAUUUUGGUCCAAAUCAAAGUCGAGGGGGACCUUGGGCAUCAGACAUUCCACUUUCAAAAGGACAGAAUGAACAUUGUCCUGAUUAUGGAACAAACAGAAGUCAGAGUGGACAGUGGGGAGACUUUACAUCUAGUAGGACCCAGGGUGGGCACAGGGGUGAUAUGUGGAACAAUCGCUCUGAGGGUCAGUCAAGAAGCAAUUUUUGGGGUUCUGAAAAGGAUCCAGCAAAUAGUUCAUACAUGGGAUCAGCAAGGUCACGCAUGGGAGAAAGAGAUUAUGGGUUGUCAGGUUAUGAUAAUGGGAUGAGGGAUGGGGCAUUUGCCGGUGGACCCGACAUGUGUAGUAGCAGUACUGGGUCACAUCGAGGUAAUUGGCUAAAAGAUGAUGACAGACUAAGUACAGGAAGAUCACGUCCUGGUUUUAAGUUCUAAUUUAUUUUAUUGGUGACGCAUUUAUUUUCUUAGGCUAGUAUUAUUGAGGGCUAAGAUGUCUUUUAGGACUAAUAUAGAUUACUGUAGAUGUGAGCCAUGCAGUUUUGUGCUAGAAUUAUAAAUAGAUUAAGAAAGAUUUUUAAGAGAGUUUUGCACCCUUUUUAAUCAGCUAUUUUGAGUUAGUCGUAUUCCAAUAGAUUCAAAGCAGUAGCAUAAUGUUUUUUGUUAUUAAUGUGCAUAAGGUCACGGGUAUUUUCAAUAUCUAAACCUUCUUAGAAGUUUAAUGUUGUCUUUUUUUGUGUUGUAAUUUUCAUUGGUAUAUCAUUUAAAGAUUUUUGUAUCAAGUGUUGUUACAUGUAUGCAGAAUAUUCAUUUUUAAUUUUGGUUAUUGACUUAAAUGAAAAAAAUUAUACUUAAUGCAUACACAUUACUCAAGUGAUUAAGGUAUUAGUAUGGUUUUGCUUUGCAUUGUACAAUGUAAUUCAUUCAGAAUUUCUUUUAGUGUUAUUUAUUCAUUUCUUGCUGUUUACUUUUGAUUAUUGAUUGAAUGUAAUAACACCUAGUAGGUUUUUCAGACUACUGUAAUAGUACAUUUUUAUAAGAAAUGCUAAAUACAUAUGGAAGAGAAGGAUUGAAUACUUUUAUGAUUUAUAAUUACUAUAAAGCUGAAACCUUCUCCUCUGGUAAAGAGACUUAAUCAUUCUCUUUAGGUUUUGUUACAAUGUCAUGAACUUCAAUAUGUAAAUGUGCAAUUAUUGUUACACAUAUUUAUGUACAGGUACCAUAGUUGCAAAAAAACCCCAAAUAUACAAAAAAUCAAGAG
Messenger RNA from Macrobrachium nipponense, 3751 nucleotides. RefSeq lists its product as uncharacterized. Gene Ontology annotation, molecular function: metal ion binding. The record is from RefSeq and is a predicted model, not a curated record. The transcript has 7 exons. The coding region runs from base 1 to 2928 and encodes 975 amino acids. Lineage: Eukaryota; Metazoa; Arthropoda; Malacostraca; Decapoda; Palaemonidae.